Molecule: messenger RNA, 4546 nt
Organism: Cynocephalus volans (Philippine flying lemur)
Lineage: Eukaryota; Metazoa; Chordata; Mammalia; Dermoptera; Cynocephalidae
Gene: DENND1A
Product: DENN domain containing 1A
Exons: 24
Coding region: 158-3355 (1065 amino acids)
Biological process (GO): endocytosis; endocytic recycling
Cellular component (GO): clathrin-coated vesicle; cytosol
Molecular function (GO): guanyl-nucleotide exchange factor activity; phosphatidylinositol phosphate binding
Source: RefSeq, a predicted model, not a curated record
GCGGCGGCUAGGGAGCGAGCCUCGCGCGGGCGGGCCCCAGCCUGAGGGAAGGGAGGAAGGGGCGGGGAGAGCGCCAGAGGGAGGCUGGUCGGCCGCGGGCGGGCGGGCAGCGCAGCGCCGAGCGGGGCCCGUGGGCCCAUGAGGAGGCCCGGGGACCAUGGGCUCCAGGAUCAAGCAAAACCCAGAAACCACGUUUGAAGUGUAUGUUGAAGUGGCCUAUCCUAGGACAGGUGGCACUCUUUCAGAUCCUGAGGUGCAGAGGCAAUUCCCGGAGGACUACAGUGACCAGGAAGUUCUACAGACUUUGACCAAGUUUUGUUUCCCCUUCUAUGUGGACAGCCUCACUGUUAGCCAAGUUGGCCAGAACUUCACGUUCGUGCUCACUGACAUUGACAGCAAACAGAGAUUCGGGUUUUGCCGCUUAUCUUCAGGAGCGAAGAGUUGCUUCUGUAUCUUAAGCUAUCUCCCCUGGUUCGAGGUUUUUUAUAAACUACUUAACAUCUUGGCAGAUUACACGACAAAAAGACAGGAAAAUCAGUGGAUUGAGCUUCUUGAAACUCUGUACAAACUUCCAAUCCCUGACCCAGGAGUGUCUGUUCAUCUCAGCGUGCAUUCUUAUUUUACUGUGCCUGAUACCAGAGAGCUUCCCAGCAUACCGGAAAAUAGAAAUCUGACAGAAUAUUUUGUGGCCGUGGAUGUAAACAACAUGUUGCAUCUGUAUGCCAGUAUGCUGUAUGAACGCCGGAUCCUCAUCAUUUGCAGCAAACUCAGCACUCUGACCGCCUGCAUCCAUGGGGCUGCUGCGAUGCUCUACCCCAUGUACUGGCAGCACGUCUACAUCCCCGUGCUGCCCCCCCAUCUGCUGGACUACUGCUGUGCUCCCAUGCCCUACCUCAUAGGAAUCCAUUUAAGUUUAAUGGAGAAAGUCAGAAACAUGGCCCUGGAUGAUGUCGUGAUCCUGAACGUGGACACCAACACCCUGGAAACCCCCUUUGAUGACCUCCAGAGCCUCCCUAAUGAUGUGAUUUCUUCACUGAAGAACAGGCUGAAGAAGGUCUCCACAACCACUGGCGAUGGUGUGGCCAGAGCAUUCCUCAAGGCCCAGGCUGCUUUCUUCGGUAGCUACCGAAAUGCUCUGAAAAUUGAGCCGGAGGAACCCAUCACCUUCUGCGAGGAAGCCUUCGUGUCCCACUAUCGCUCCGGAGCCAUGAGGCAGUUCCUGCAGAAUGCUACGCAGCUGCAGCUCUUCAAACAGUUUAUUGAUGGUCGAUUAGACCUUCUCAAUUCUGGUGAAGGUUUCAGUGAUGUUUUUGAAGAGGAGAUCAACACGGGCGAGUAUGCUGGUAGUGAUAAGCUGUACCACCAGUGGCUCUCCACAGUCCGGAAAGGAAGUGGAGCAAUUCUGAAUACUGUGAAAACAAAAGCAAACCCAGCCAUGAAGACUGUCUACAAGUUCGCAAAAGAUCAUGCAAAAAUGGGAAUAAAAGAAGUGAAAAACCGCUUGAAGCAAAAGGACAUCACCGAGAAUGGCUGUGCCCCCUCCAUGGAAGAGCAGCUGCCGAAGACUGCGCCAUCCCCACUGGUGGAGGCCAAGGACCCCAAGCUCCGAGAAGACCGGAGACCGAUCACUGUCCACUUUGGACAGCUGCAAAGACUCCGUCCCACUCGACCACCGCCUCCCAAGAUACAGCGCUCAAGGCCUGUGCGCCCACCCCGUCCACAUGUCAUUAAGAGACCGAAGAGCAACAUCACAGUGGAAGGCCGGAGGACAUCCGUCUCGAGCCCUGAGCACCUGGUAAAGCCCUUGCGACACUAUGCAGUCUUCCUCUCCGAAGACUCCUCUGACGAUGAAUGCCAGCGGCAAGAGGGCACGAGCUCUGGCUUCACCGAAAGCUUUUUCUUCUCCGCUCCCUUUGAAUGGCCACAGCCAUAUCGGACACUCAAAGAGUCAGACAGUGCAGGUGAUGAGGCGGAGAGUCCGGAGCAGCGAGUGCGGGAGCCCACAGGCUCUGUCCCAGCUCCACCUGACCGGGCUGCCAGCAUUGACCUCCUGGAAGAUGUCUUCAGCAGUCUGGACGUGGAUGCCCCACUGCAGCAACUGGGCCAGGCCAAGAGCCUGGAGGACCUUCGGGCGCCCAAAGACCUGAGGGAGCAGCCAGGGACCUUUGACUAUCAGAGGCUGGACCUCAGCGGAAGCGAGAGGAGCCGUGGGGUUACAGUGGCCUUGAAGCUUGCCCACCCAUACAACAAGCUCUGGAGCCUGGGCCAGGACGACAUGGCCAUCCCCACCAAGCCCCCAGCCACCUCCCCUGAGAAGACCUCACCCGUGCUCUGGAACUCCCCAGCCCUGCCCUGCAGGCCCCUGAACUGGGACAGCAAUCUGAACCCACUCAGCAAGGAGGAGGCGCCCACCCCCACUUCAGGCAGCAUCACCAUUCCCCGGCCCCAGGGCAGGAAGACCCCGGAGCUGGGCAUUGUGCCUCCACCACCUACUGCCCGCCCAGCCAAACUCCAGGCUGCCAGCACUGCCCUCGGUGACUUCACCUCAGAGCGGCUGCAGACAGAUCAGGAAAGGCGAGCCGCCAUGAGCCCUGCCCUGUUCCCGGGGCUCCUCCCCAGUGCUGUUCCCCAAGGCCCCCCCGAACUGCUUCAGCCACUCAGCCCAGCCCCAGGGGCUGCGGGCACAGGCAGCGAUGCCCUGCUCGCCCUCCUGGAUCCACUUAACACAGCCUGGUCAAGCAGCACCCUACCACCACGCCCUGCCACCCCAUUCACUCAGUUCAGCUUUCCCCCCGCAGGGACCCCUACCCAAUUCCCACAGCUACCACUCAACCCCUUCAUCCCGUCUGUGCCGGUGGCACCGCCCACCCUGCCCCUGGUCUCCACACCAGCCGGGCCUUUCGGGGCCCUGCCCACCUCCCUGGGGCCAGCUUUUGCACCCAGCCUGCUGCUGUCCACUUCCGGCUGCUGUGCCCCUCAUAGAUCUCAGCCCAACCUGUCUGCCCUCUCCAUGCCCAACCUCUUUGGCCAGAUGCCCAUGGGCACCCACACCAGCUCUCUGCAGCCACUGGGCCCCCCAGCAGUUGCCCCUUCAAGGAUCCGAACGUUACCCCUGGCCCGCUCAAGUGCCAGGGCUGCUGAGGUCAAGCAGGGGCUGGCCCUGAGGCCUGGAGAACCCCCACGCCUGCCUCCCAGACCCCCCCAGGGCCCAGAGCCAGCACCAGAGCCCUCUUCUCCUCGUCAGGCUGGAGACCCCUUUGAAGAUUUGCUGCGGAAGACCAAGCAAGACGUGAGCCCAGCCCCGGCCCCGGGCUCAGUGGAGCAGCUCAGGAAGCAGUGGGAGACCUUCGAGUGAGUCAGUCCCUGAGGGCUGGGGGUGAGCAAGGCCUGAGAGAUCCACUACUGUGGCUCCAAGGCUGGCUGGGCCUUUGCCUCCUCCCCCACUCUGUUUCUGCCCAGGUUGUGCUGGUGGGAAGGGAUGGGACCUCUCUCUGCCACCCUCGCCUCCCCUCCACACUGCCCAUCUCUGAGGUCUGGGGAAUGGUACCGGCUCCAGCCUAGACCUCAUACAGCUCCUGGGCUCCCAUCCCACCCCUCUUCAGCACCCAGUUGGGUUUUGCACUAAAGAGGUCAGCUGGGCCAAUGAUUGCCCCAGGCCAUGUCCUACCCACCCUCUGUCUGGAGAUGUCCCUGCCCAAGCCCAGCUCUCCUGUCAAUACCACCCUGCACACCCCACCUCAGCGAGCACAGGCGUCAGUGUUACCCUCCGUGGGAGUGGGUCUGCACGGGACAUGGGUGGUUUGGGGUUUGAAGUAGGGACUCCUCCCUGGCUGGAGGAUCUACGUGGUAGGGCCUUUCCAAACUGUCUCUGGCAGUAGGCACGUUCUUCUUGAGUCUUCACCCUAACCCCCAAACUCCAGUCGUUUCUGGCAUGGUAGGAUCUGGGACUGAGAGAUCUUGGGAUCCCUUGUGAUAGCCAACCCAGCCCCUGCAGCCUUGAGUGGGGCAGGGAGCACUAGCAAUCCUGAUCUGUGCAAGAAAAACAGAAACCCGUGAACCAGAGUGUGUUCAGAGGAGUCCCCAGCCCUUGUCCAGCCCUCUGUCACUCCAAUACCUCCAGGUUCUCCUGGUCUCUGCUGUCAACUGUCAAAGCAGGGGCUCAGCCUCUUGUCACUUGGGCUUUGUGGGCAGAGCUAAGAAGCAGUGACCCAGAUCCCAACUCUAAGGCCAAGCUUAAUGCCACAGACAGAUGUGGGAGUUGCCUGGGCUCUGUGUGUCAGAACCAGGCAGCGGCCCUUAGCCCCUUGUCCGGGCCCCUGUAGAGUAGAUAGACUUGAAUUCUGUCCACUUGGUGGGGGGGAGCCAGCCCCUCUCCACCUGCCUGCAGCUUCUCCCCAGCACAGAAAUUCCUGAGGCCACGUCACCAAAGUGAAAUUGAAAUGUUUUGUUAUUGUUUCUUUUAUCUUUCUUUUCCUUUUUUACCUUAUUGAUUUGAUGAAUCCUGAAAUUGACUCAUUUCAAUAAACCAAGUUAAAACACCGCUCAA